Molecule: messenger RNA, 5578 nt
Organism: Bombus pyrosoma
Lineage: Eukaryota; Metazoa; Arthropoda; Insecta; Hymenoptera; Apidae
Gene: POSH
Product: E3 ubiquitin-protein ligase SH3RF3-like
Exons: 15
Coding region: 488-3169 (893 amino acids)
Biological process (GO): positive regulation of JNK cascade; protein ubiquitination; positive regulation of proteasomal ubiquitin-dependent protein catabolic process
Molecular function (GO): protein binding; ubiquitin protein ligase activity; metal ion binding
Source: RefSeq, a predicted model, not a curated record
GAUAUAGGUUAUCCAAUAAUCGAAUCUAUGACGCAUAAGUUUCAAAAUUUCUCUAUGCAAGUAUUUAUAACUGUAUAACAAAUUAAAAGGUUAUUCUAUAUAUUCAGUUUUCAAAAUAAUAUUAAAUUGCACGUACAUGCAAAUUUCGCAUCAAAAAAUCGACUGUAAUCGACGAGUCCGAUUGAUCGAUAUGGUUUGGUGUGUGUGACGAAAUGUAGUUGGAUGACAGCGCGUAUACUGACGCGCCUAAGAAUAUUUGGUUUAAGGUAAAUGAAAAGAUGGAACAGUCGUUUGAAAGUCAGAAGAGGGAUUGAGUAACAUAAGAUAAGUACGUCAAAUGUAUGGUGGCUUGUGGGUGCAGAGAAGACGAAACGCGUGGGAAGAUUAGAAAAGCUGGAGAAGCUACGUUUCGAAAAAUCGGACAUAUAAGCAAACAAGUUGAAGAAAGAGAAAGACCAAAAGUAAGCGUUUCAAGAUUCAAAUCAGAAUGGACGAAUGUAUGCUGAAUGAUUUGUUAGAAUGCUCGGUAUGUCUCGAGCGAUUAGAUACAUCGAGCAAAGUGCUUCCCUGUCAACAUACCUUUUGCAAGAAAUGUUUAGAAGAGAUAGUUAGCACUCACCGCGAAUUACGCUGCCCUGAAUGUCGCAUUUUGGUUGAUGCUAAAGUGGAUGACCUGCCUCCUAAUGUAUUGCUAAUGCGUAUUUUAGAAGGAAUGCGAAAUGCAGCUCCUAAAUCUACGAAAUCUAUAACUAAAAGCAACGCAGGACCUCAAAGACUGUUUGGUGGUCAUCAAGUUACUUCGACUCCUAUUGUAACUACUAGUCCUACUCCUGUUGCAUUCACAAAUGAACCAGUUCGGCAUGGUAAUGCAACGGCAAAACAAGUUCAAUUACACAAUCAAACAUAUGGCCGAGCAAUCUAUGAUUAUGUGUCCAAAGUUCCAGGAGACUUGUCAUUUAAAAAAGGUGACAUUGUUAUCCUUCGUAAGAAAAUUGAUAAUAAUUGGUGUUUUGGAGAGAGUGCUAGUAGUCAUGGAGUUUUUCCUUUAUCUUACGUUCAGGUAAUCACACCAUUGACACCAGAUGUUCCUCAGUGCAAAGCUUUGUAUGAUUUUAGAAUGACUAAUGAUGAUGAAGAUGGCUGUCUUACAUUUAAUAAAGGUGAAAUUAUUAGUGUUAUUAGAAGAGUUGAUGAAAAUUGGGCAGAAGGAAAGCUUUUGGAUAGAAUUGGCAUCUUCCCGUUGGCUUUUGUAGAACUAAAUAGUGUGGCAAGAGCUUUAAUGAAGCUAUCAACGAAUGCACAACCAGGUCCAUCAAGAGUAGCACCUCCUACUCCCACUAAUGAAGAAACCACACUCUUAAUACCGACUGAUCAUUCGCGUAAUUUACAAACAAGUCAACCUCGACCUCAACUUGCACAGAAUACAGUUUUACCAGUUUCUGACUCCAUUUCAAACGUAUCAUCAGGAGGUAGUUCUUCAACUACUACUCCAAACACCCCUAAUAGUUCAACUACAUCUAGUAGCUCUAGUACUGCUCCAAGUAGUCCCAGUAGCCCAGCAACAUCUCCUCCUGCAGUCGGAAAUAGACAUAACGUUAAGCGUCACAGUUUCACUGCUGUUAACACUGGCCAUCAAGCUCAUCCACAUCACAGACACAGUGCUGAAAUACUUAGUCCUGCAGUAGACAAUGCCAUUGGCAGCGGUACUAACAAUUGCAGUAAUGAUACUUUUUCUUCACUACAGACAAGUACCAGCAUUGCAGAUCAUAAUCUUCGUCAUAGGCGAAGCGGUAGUAGUGAUCUUGCUCUUGCACAGUCGUCACAGAGUUCGUCUGCCACAACCGGAAAUACUCAUUUACCAGCUGCAUACAUAGCUCUGUAUCCAUAUAAACCUCAGAAAGCGGAUGAACUUGAAUUACGAAAAGGUGGCGUUUAUAUGGUAACAGAACGAUGUCAAGAUGGAUGGUUUAAAGGAACUUCUAAUCGUACACAAAAGUGUGGAGUCUUUCCUGGAAAUUAUGUUACGCCUGCUAAGUGUCAACGUGGCUUGUGUCGAGGUUCACCAAAUACAGGACAGCAUCAAAACUUUCCAUCUUCAACGAGUCAAAAUAAUACCGAGUCACGGAUAACCACUACUUAUACCAAGAAUAAAGGAGCUACUCCUCAACCUUAUAACGCACGUACAUUGUUACCACCAGAAUUGCCACCACGUGCCAUUAGUCCAUCUUUUAUGGUAUCAUCGUCUUGGCAUGGGCAAAGCCAAACACAAAGUCAAGAAAACAGUCCGCCUCGAUAUAAGGAACAAAAUUCAGCAAAUCCUCUCGGACGUAGCCACAGUGCUGUUAUGUCAUCGAAUAUUUCGUCUCCUGGAAAACAGGUAACUUUACCACAGUCAUUAAUGACUACUACUACAGUUACUGGUGUUAGCAACAGUGGAACUGUUGUUACUGGUGCCACUUCUUCCAUAAUGAAUGAAGUGAACAAAAGCCCAAAUAGUGUUUUACAUGCAGUAGCUUCACCUUCUUCUACCACAUCUGUUUCUACGCCUAAAAGCACUGAAAAGCAGAAGGAGAAGAAGGAUAAAUGUGUUUCUUUAAUGCGCCGAUUAACGAAUAUUAAAAAAUCAAAAUCACCACCACCUACUACAUAUUCCAUGGAUAACCCUGUUUUUGAGGAUGGCAAUUCCAUCAAUCCAGUACAUGUUCGAUCAGGAUCUUGCCCAAGUCAGUUGCUACAGGUGGGAGCUACACAGGAAUUAAAUGCUUCAAACAACCAUCAUCGUUUGUGUCCAGGCUCUGUCCAAGGACAUGUCACAUCUUCACAAAGACUAAAAUACAAGGAGAGACCAUCUUUACCGGUCUCGAUCCUCCAGAGAUCUAACGAAUCGGGUGGAAUGGCAUGUACACCGAUGGGAAAUCAUCACCGUAAAAGUAACUCAUUGGAUGCUGGUAUGGGAAAACAAACGAAACAACCCAUACGCGAACGCGAGCGAGUAUACAGAUUUCGUUGUAUUGUGCCAUAUCCACCUAAUAGCGAGUUUGAACUUGAACUUCGAGUAGGAGAUAUUAUUUAUGUACACAAAAAACGCGAUGAUGGCUGGUAUAAAGGCACUCAACAAAGAACUGGUCGUACAGGCCUUUUCCCGGCAAGUUUUGUCGAAGCUUUCUGAGAUACAGCGCAAAACCAUUUCGUAUUAGAAACUUGUAUAUAAUGCUGCACGAGCUGAUGGUGACAUAUUGCACAUCAAUUUUCAGGUUUAUUAAAGGUAUAAUCAUUAAUAUGAAGGUAAGUGUAGGAUUUAAAUUGUGAAAUUAAUCGUAAUGUACUAAAUAGUACAGUAAACAUAUAUUUGUAUGUUACAUGUAGUAUGUUUAUAUGGUUUUAUCAUGAUUAUGGCAUAAAGAAUUUUUUUAAUUAUGCAAUGAAUGAAAUAUAGUGAAAUUGUCCAAAAUGGAUACUGCCGUUGAUAUUAUAUUCAACAGAAAUUAUUAAAGCGAUUAAGGAAGUAAGAGAUUAUAUUACAACAAUACUGCCAUUUGAACAAACGUAAUUACAGAAAAAUGUAUUAUUACUGUCUUUUUUUACUAAUACGAGAUCAGUUUCAUAAUUCAUAGUACAGGAAGAAGUCUAUGAAAUUAUUUUAUUAUUUACGUUUUAAGUUUCUGUUCGCGUAUAGUAAUAUUUUAAGAUAAGAUAAUUUGAAUUUUCAUGAAGCUUAAAUUAUUAUUAAAUAUAUUAUCGCAUACUUUUUUUGCAAUUUUAUACAAGCAAUUGUUGCUUAAGUUGCCAGUUUGAAAAGAAAUGACGGGAUUACUAUUAAGAUUUUGUUUAAUUUCUUUGAAUUGUUGCAUUUAAAAAAUUUAUAUGAUAUAUUUUAUGAUGUUAUUGAAGUUGUAUGAACAUAAAAAAUUAUAUCAGUUUUUAUAUCAGUAUGAUUAGCUUUGACAAACGUUUCCUUUUAUAGGCAUUUUUCUUAGAAAAAUAUAGUAAUUCGUAUCAUAUAGAAAAAUGUAAAACAUUUCACUAUGAAGUGUGUCUUAUAUUAUAUAUUAAUAUAUCUUUUCUUUAUGUAAAAGUAUACAUAUGUAAGAUUACAUAAUGAUUUCAAAUUUUACGAUGUUGGUUUUGUUAAAUAUGUGGUUGGCUAUAUCAGACUGGCCUAUAUUUCUGCAUAAUUGUAGACAUUUAGUUAAAUAGAUUUUAACAAAAAAAGGUGAACUAUAACAUUAAUACUUGUAGUAAAAUCAAUUGUAUAUCUGUACUGUACAACUGAAUGUGUAUGUUUUUCUUAUUUACGAGGUAUUUAAAAAUUCAAGCACAAUAAGAAAUUAUUAAGGUGAAUUAAUGAGCUUCCUAAGGCUGAAUAAUAAUUAAUAUUUGAUUAAAUUUGUUAUUUUCCUAUAGGACAUGCUAUGCUAAUAUGAAUUAUGUAUAAACAUCUGCCGAAAACAUUUUUUUAUUAACGUUAUUUUAUCAUUCUCAAUUAUAUUAAUUUCAAAAUGUUUCAAUGUUUAUCAUUCAUAGAAUAAGUCUGAUUGCGUGUUAUUUUUCUGUGUAUGUUAUAAUUUAUUUAACUUAUAUAUCUGUGUCAAGAAUAUUAUAAAAAAAUGUUUUAUAAAUCUUUAUUAUUGUACUCGUGUAUUCAGUGGAAACAAGAUCAAGGUCAUAAAAUCAGUCAGGCGUUAAAUUAUGUUUUUGUAUGUUUCGAAUGCUAAAAUAACAAUUUGAGUCACGUAUAUAAAGAUAAGAAGUUCGAGCUCAAUUCAAUAUCAUACGAUAUAAAUUCAGAAUUACGUUAUUCUUUGUACUAUAUUUAACAAAAUAUAUAUUAUGCAGUUUGAGAAGCAGAUUCUAAAAAUACAUAAUUUAUUACCUUUUACACAGUGCAAUUCACGAAUGAUUCUUGCUGAUUAUAUAAAAUACUACCACAUGAAUCUGUGUCACCUUUUAACAUUUUAAUAUAUGACCUCGUUAUAUCGUUUCUACUGACUACAUAUAUGUAUAUGUGCAUAGCACAUAACAGACGCACAUACAAUAUAUGAAUAGGGUAACAGAGGAAGAAAUAACGAAAAUAUUUGAUUUAGUGAUUAAAAAAUCACUAAGAAUAUAAAAUUUAAAUCUACUGAAUUUUAGAAACAUAGUUCUAAACUUAUGGAGAAGAUACUGACUAUAAAAAUUUCAUAUGCGUUUGUUUUUCUAAUAUAUAAAUUACCUUCUCUCUUCCUCUGAUGUUAUAAAAAAAUAUAUCUUCAUAUUUAGUAGUAUACACCAUAUAAAAUGUAUUUAUAUGUAGGUGUUUUAUAUAACAUGAAAUUAAGUAACUUAUUAGUAGCGAUAAUAUCUUAUAAAACAAAUAUUACUUCAUUAUGGCAGAUAAAUUUCAAAUAGUAAUACAAACAGUAAUAAUAUACAUUGAUGUAUGUGGUAAUGAUAAUAUUGAAAUUUACAAAUGAUAUGAUUUGUUGAACUUUAUUCAUUUUUAAUUUAAAGCGUAAUUUGAAUUACAUUCUGAAAUAAGUACAGUAAUAUGAAUACAGUUUAGAAUUGUAAAUAAAAUAUGACUCAAAAAAAAAAAAAA